This is a messenger RNA of Folsomia candida, 1462 nucleotides long. RefSeq lists its product as uncharacterized. Bases 30 to 1382 code for a protein of 450 amino acids. The transcript has 8 exons. The record is from RefSeq and is a predicted model, not a curated record. NCBI's taxonomy places the organism in Eukaryota, Metazoa, Arthropoda, Collembola, Entomobryomorpha, Isotomidae.
UUCUGCAUUAAUAUGAAACAUGUCAUAAAAUGAGUGAAAAUUUAGAUCCCAAUCAACGAACCCCACCAAUUCAGGAAGUUCUGAGCCCAAGUGCACCCAGUUCCAAUGGGGUCAUCAGUAAUAUUCGGAAACCACAACAAGCGGAAACUGUUCAUGGAAAAUUAUUUUCACACUCUGCACCAAACACGUCUUUCAUAAGAAAACAGCAUCCCUCAAAUAAAACAUUGCUGCUGGAUUGUGCCCCUGCUGACAUAAAUUCGAACGCCACGGAUGAGGAUAACCUAAAAAGAGGCGAUCCACGAGGAACGGAAACUGAUGACUUUAACGGGACACGGAUCGGGUUUGACCCCGAAGAAUUGAGAUCACACCGAGUCGACGUUUUGUGGAAGGUGGAAAAGGGUCGAGGGUUGGAGGCUGAUGGCAUUUCGAGCUGCGUCAUGUGUCCAGAUGAGGAAAGGCCGGAGAAGAAAUUUCAUCAAAACAAGUCCCGUCUUAUCCCUCAAUUUCAGCAGAGACGACCGCAAAAAAAUCUACAAGAAGAGGAUACGUCCGGUACUCGAGUGGAUCAGAAUGAUAACCCAAAUCUUCUUGUGGGGAAGAAAUCAGAGGAUGACCACAACAUCCGGUUAAAUAUUCCAGGUCACGACGGCGACUUGUUGCAUGGACCGCGAAACGAUCAGCAACGAUUGAUCAGAAGAGAACCAUUGUCUUGGCCGUGGCACUCGGGAACGUAUCAUAUGAAUAUUCGAUUUCAUAGCCCUGAAUUUCGGAACCACUUUUCAAGCAAAAUGCUCCUCAUCAAAGCGUUGCAAUGGGCGUUGGCCUUGAUUUGGACAUUUUCUGCGUAUCAUAUUCGCUACUUUCACGACCAUCAGAGAGAUUUGGCAUGGACGCUCUAUCUCGCCUCUUUUAUUCUCAUAACCACCUUCCUCACGGUCCGUUCUAUUAGUCUGCUGAAUAAUCAAACAUCUAUUUUUGUCCUAUUCGUCUCGACCUUCUGCAUAUCCCACUUAUCUGCAAUGCUACAUAUUCACUAUAACUGCUCUGCGGUACCGAUUGUACUAAUCACGCUGACGCUAACCUACAUUUUGACUGCGUUGACUUUUUCUUGUAUUCAAGUCGACGUGGAUAGUCCGACAGUGUUCUACCCGAUCUUUGUUUAUGUGAUCAUGACAUCAGUUAUCUCAUUUUGGUUCGUUCUUGGUAUGAAAACUGAGAUUCGAUACCCAUUGUCCAAAAUUUUAGGAACUUGGUUUCCCUGCGCCCUGCUAUCUUUGAUGAUAUGUUCGACCGAGAUGCUAGAAAUUCAGGCGUUACUACGCGGGUCAAGAUUACCACUGGAACCCACUGACUGGGUUUUGGCUACAACGUUUCUCUUAUGAAUUUGAGAAAAUUUUUGAUUUUUGUCAAUUUCUUUCUUAUGAGAUGAAAUAAAUUAACUGUCGUCGUGGAAUGCACAAAA